Messenger RNA from Drosophila willistoni, 2680 nucleotides. RefSeq names its product pre-rRNA 2'-O-ribose RNA methyltransferase FTSJ3. Gene Ontology annotation, cellular component: preribosome, large subunit precursor; nucleus; nucleolus. Gene Ontology annotation, molecular function: rRNA (uridine-2'-O-ribose)-methyltransferase activity; rRNA (guanine) methyltransferase activity. Gene Ontology annotation, biological process: maturation of LSU-rRNA from tricistronic rRNA transcript (SSU-rRNA, 5.8S rRNA, LSU-rRNA); rRNA methylation; maturation of 5.8S rRNA from tricistronic rRNA transcript (SSU-rRNA, 5.8S rRNA, LSU-rRNA). NCBI's taxonomy places the organism in Eukaryota, Metazoa, Arthropoda, Insecta, Diptera, Drosophilidae. The transcript has 2 exons. The record is from RefSeq and is a predicted model, not a curated record. Bases 96 to 2585 code for a protein of 829 amino acids.
AAAUUCAAUUCCAAAACACAAACACGUGCAACUGUUGGAGCGCGUUGCUCGUUUUACUUUUUUUUUAACCAUUUAGAACGUGAAAUAACGGCAAAAUGGGUAAAAAGAGCAAAGUAGGAAAGACCCGUAAGGAUAAGUUCUAUCAGUUGGCGAAGGAGACAGGCUUCCGAUCACGUGCCGCUUUCAAGUUGAUACAGUUAAAUCGGAAAUUCGGAUUCCUCCAACAGUCGCAGGUAUGCAUAGAUUUGUGUGCGGCUCCCGGUGGUUGGAUGCAGGUGGCAAAACAGAACAUGCCUGUAUCUAGCAUAGUGAUAGGUGUGGAUCUGUUUCCCAUUCGACCCAUUGCCGGUUGCAUUGGCCUCGUAGAGGACAUUACCACAGAGAAAUGUCGCCAGUCCUUAACCAAGGAACUGCAGUCGUGGAAGGCAGAUGUGGUGUUGCAUGACGGAGCACCUAAUGUGGGUCGUAAUUGGCUUUUUGAUGCCUAUCAGCAGAUUUGCUUGACACUCAAUGCCUUAAAGCUAGGCACACAGUUUCUCCGCAGUGGCGGUUGGUUUGUGACCAAAGUUUUCCGCUCCAAGGACUACAAUGCUCUGCUGUGGGUUCUCAAGCAGCUAUUUAAAAAGGUUCACGCCACAAAGCCUAGUGCUUCACGUAAAGAAUCUGCGGAAAUCUUUGUGGUUUGCCAGGGUUAUUUGGCUCCUGAUCGUAUCGAUCCUCGGCUGCUUGAUUCCAAAUAUGUGUUCGAGGAGCUCGAUUUGGAGGGCAAAAAGAAGAGCAGCCUAUUGCAUCCAGAGAAGCAAAAGCGCAUAAAAGCAGAGGGCUACACUGAGCAGGACAUAGCCCUACGGAAUGAUCUGGCCGCCACAGAGUUUAUGCAGGCGGAGAACGCCUUAGCAGCUCUCCAAGGCAUUGGAUCCAUACGCAUUGACGAUGAGCGCAUAGCCCGUCACAAAAAGACCACAACGGAGAUCCUAGAAUGUUGCAAAGAUAUUAAGGUUUUGGGCCGCAAGGAUAUCAAAGGUCUGCUUCUCUGGUGGAAGGCUAUCAAAGAUGAAUUCUUUAAAACGGAGGCAGCAGAAGAGGAGACUUUGGUGGUAGAAGAGUCAACACCAAAGCCCCUGACUCAGGAGGAGAUUGAGGACAUGGAGGAUGCGGAUCUCCAGCAGCAAAUUGAAACUCUGGCCGAUGAGGAACAAAAAGAUUUAAAGCGCAAACGCAAGAAGACUCUAAAGACCAAAGCCAAGCUGCACGAAAAGAUGAACCUCAACAUGGUUAUCAAGGGCGACGAUGGUCCUGUGGAGGAGGCGGAGCAUGAGAUAUUCGACUUAAAAGGAAUUAGUUCGGUCAAUGAGUUAGACCAAAUGCUUGACAUUGAGCCUGAUUUCGAUGUGGAAGGCGAGCCGGAGCAGCACCCAAAGCUUCCCAAAUUCAAGAAAUAUGACAAAGAUGACAAACGAAUGGAUGAUGAUGCCAACUAUGAGAACGAUGAUGAGCCAGAGCCAAGUCAGGACGAGGAUAGUGAUAGUGACUACGAUCGCAAGGGCUUGGGACUCAGUGACGACGAGGGAGAUGGGUCCAGCGCCAAGGGCAAGCAGAAAAAGAAGAAGCGCGGAGAGCAUCCCCUUAUCAAGUCGGGCGACUUUCGGGACAAGGACACAAAACGCCAGCAGCGGGUCCAGCUCUGGUAUGAGAAGGACAAUCUCCAGAAUAUAGAAACAGACGACGAUGACGAGGAGACUUACGAUUUGGACAAUUUGGCCAAGGAGUACAAGGCUAAGGGUGUUUCAGUGCUGGGUGAGACCAAUAGAAGUACUCUUACGCCGGACACUGGAACUCUGGCGCUGGGCAAGAAGGCCAAGCGACGAGCUCGCCAUGAGACCGAUGCCAAGGAGAGCAGUUCGGAGUCAUCCUCCUCCGAGUCGGAGGAGGAGCUAGAUGGCGAUAACGCAGUAGCUGGUGAUAUGAGCAAAGAGCCCAAGGCGAAAAAGGUGCGUCUUACCGAAGAGGAACUGGCUCUAGGUUCUCUCCUCGUUCGUGGCAAGAAGACACGACGUGACCUGGUUGAUGCUGCCUGGAAUCGUUAUGCAUUCAACGAUGAGAAUCUGCCCGCCUGGUUUGUGCAAGAAGAACGCGAGCAUAUGACCAAACCACAGCCAGUGCCCAAGGAGCUGACAGAGGAGUAUCAGCGCAAGGUCCAAGAGCUCAAUGUGCGUCCCAUUAAGAAGGUAAUGGAGGCCAAGGCGCGUAAGAAGCGUCGUGUCACCAAGCGUCUAGCCAAGGCCAAAAAGAUGGCUGAAAAGAUUAUGGAGAAUGCCGAUGCCACCUCCCAGGAGAAAGCCAAACAGCUGAAGAAGGUCUACAAGAAGGCCCAGGAGAAGAAGAAGGAGAUUACCUAUGUAGUGGCCAAGAAACACACGGCCUCCAGACGUGCCCGUCGUCCCGCCGGCGUGAAGGGACGUUAUCGUGUUGUAGAUCCCCGCGAGAAGAAGGAUAAACGUUCCCUCGACGCCAAGAAGCGACGCGAAAAGGGCAGCAAAGGCAAGGGCAAGGGCAGUAGGAGUGGCGGCAGGGGUAAACGCUAGUUAUAAAUUUUGUAAAUGAAUAAAAUAAAAAUGAAUUAAUCUUAUAAACAUAUAAACAACAAAAAUAUACGCAAAUUUUUAGUGUAUACACAAAA